Molecule: messenger RNA, 627 nt
Organism: Strongylocentrotus purpuratus (purple sea urchin)
Lineage: Eukaryota; Metazoa; Echinodermata; Echinoidea; Camarodonta; Strongylocentrotidae
Product: 5-hydroxytryptamine receptor 1A-like
Exons: 1
Coding region: 1-627 (208 amino acids)
Biological process (GO): adenylate cyclase-activating adrenergic receptor signaling pathway
Cellular component (GO): membrane
Molecular function (GO): G protein-coupled receptor activity
Source: RefSeq, a predicted model, not a curated record
AUGACACUGUUCGUAAACAUUUUAGGGGUCUUCAUUCCCCUCACAGUCCUGGUUGCAUUGAAUGUUUCUGUCUAUACCAACAUUAAAUGGAGAUCCAAGGGUAUCGUAGGGCAGAGUCCUGCGGACGGACUAUCUACUCGAGCCACCAAGCGAGCUAACGAAGGAGAAUCCCCACGCCAAGACAAGUGCAAUUCCUCAGCAGGGUCAUGUCUUGAGGAACAAGGCACUCUGGCCGAUUCAUCCAACACUUCUGCAAAUGCUGACAAACAGCUUACCGAGGCACUACCGAACGAAAAUGUAUCCAACAAUGCCCCACAAGCCAACGGGUCGGGCUUAAAGGAACGUACAUUUGCCAGACACAGGAAAUCCGCUGUGGUCCUUGGCAUCCUUGUGGGUUGUUUCCUGGUCUGCUUGCUGCCUGUCCAAGUGGCCAGUGUCAUAUUUGCAAUAUGUCGCUACGAAUGCGUUUCCUUUCUUACUUGGGACGUCACAAAUUCGCUCGUGUGGGGUAACUCUAUGAUAAAUCCCUUCAUCUACGCUGCCACCAACAAACACUUUCGUCGGAAUUUUCGACGUUAUCUGCUCCUUGAUCGUUGGGCUUGUGCCAGGAAGCAACGUGGUCCAUGA